AUGACUGCCAACAACAACACUCCAGCCACUAACUACAAGGUUGCCGACAUCUCUUUAGCUGCUUUCGGUAGAAAGGAUAUUGAAUUAUCCGAAAAUGAAAUGCCAGGUUUAAUGUACAUUAGAAAGAAGUAUGGUCCUUCUCAACCAUUAAAGGGUGCCAGAAUUGCUGGUUGUUUACACAUGACUAUUCAAACCGCUGUCUUGAUUGAAACUUUAGUUGCUUUAGGUGCUGAAGUUACUUGGUCUUCUUGUAACAUUUUCUCCACUCAAGAUCAUGCUGCUGCCGCCAUUGCUGCUGCUGGUGUCCCAGUUUUCGCUUGGAAGGGUGAAACUGAAGAAGAAUACCAAUGGUGUAUUGAACAACAAUUAUUCGCCUUCAAGGACAACAAGAAAUUAAACUUGAUCUUGGAUGAUGGUGGUGAUUUAACUUCUUUAGUUCAUGAAAAAUACCCAGAAAUGUUAGAAGACUGUUAUGGUUUAUCUGAAGAAACCACUACUGGUGUUCACCACUUAUACAAGUCUUUAAGAGAUGGUAAGUUAAAGGUCCCAGCCAUUAACGUUAACGAUUCCGUUACCAAGUCUAAAUUCGAUAACUUAUAUGGAUGUAGAGAAUCUUUAGUUGAUGGUAUCAAGAGAGCCACUGAUGUUAUGAUUGCUGGUAAAGUUGCCAUUGUUGCCGGUUUCGGUGAUGUUGGUAAGGGUUGUGCUAUGGCUUUACACGGUAUGGGUGCUAGAGUCAUUGUUACUGAAAUUGAUCCUAUCAAUGCUUUACAAGCUGCUGUUUCUGGUUACCAAGUUGCUCCAAUGGAUGAAGUUGCUUCUAUCGGUCAAAUCUUCGUUACCACCACUGGUUGUAGAGAUAUCAUCACUGGUAAGCACUUUGAACAAAUGCCAGAAGAUGCCAUUGUCUGUAACAUUGGUCACUUUGACAUUGAAAUUGAUGUUGCUUGGUUAAAGGCUAAUGCCGAAUCCGUUGUUAACAUUAAACCACAAGUUGACAGAUAUUUGAUGAAGAGCGGUCGUCAUGUUAUCUUAUUAGCUGACGGUAGAUUAGUUAACUUGGGUUGUGCCACUGGUCACUCUUCCUUUGUCAUGUCUUGUUCCUUCUCCAAUCAAGUCUUGGCUCAAAUUGCCUUAUAUAAGUCCAACGAUGAAGAUUUCAGAGCUCAAUUCCCUGAAUUCGCCAAGACUGGUCCAUUUGAAAUCGGUGUUCACUUAUUACCAAAGAUCUUGGAUGAAACUGUUGCCAGAUGUCACUUGGAACACUUGGGUGCUAAAUUGACCACUUUAACCGACGUCCAAGCUGAUUACUUGGGUAUUCCAGAAACUGGUCCAUUCAAGGCUGACAUUUACAGAUAUUAA
Messenger RNA from Hemisphaericaspora subhashii, 1362 nucleotides. RefSeq names its product adenosylhomocysteinase (gene SAH1). NCBI's taxonomy places the organism in Eukaryota, Fungi, Ascomycota, Pichiomycetes, Serinales, Debaryomycetaceae. Gene Ontology annotation, biological process: L-methionine cycle. Gene Ontology annotation, cellular component: cytosol. Gene Ontology annotation, molecular function: adenosylhomocysteinase activity. The record is from RefSeq and is a predicted model, not a curated record. Bases 1 to 1362 code for a protein of 453 amino acids. The transcript has a single exon.